Hyaena hyaena (striped hyena) is the source of this 5021-nucleotide messenger RNA. RefSeq names its product tetraspanin 9 (gene TSPAN9). Lineage: Eukaryota; Metazoa; Chordata; Mammalia; Carnivora; Hyaenidae. The transcript has 7 exons. The record is from RefSeq and is a predicted model, not a curated record. The coding region runs from base 558 to 1550 and encodes 330 amino acids. Gene Ontology annotation, cellular component: membrane.
GAUCCCUCGGCACGGCUCGCCGCGCGCCCGGGCAGCCCAGGGCCGGCGAGCAGCUCCGCAAAGUCGCGGAGCGAGAGGAGGCAGAGCGCCCGCGAAGUGGUCGGGCUCGGCGCUGGGGCUGGGCAGGGAGAGAGGUGUGCCCGGGGACCUGGAUCCUGGCGCCCUUGUUGCCUCGCGCGGAGCAGCCGGUGCACCCGGGAGGCGAGCUGACGCUCUGGAAAGAGAAAUCAAAUUGCAGCCUCCCCAAAGACGUUAAGUUACGCAGGCCAGCCGGUUCCCGGAGAGCGUUCGCGAGCGCGCGUAGAGCCGAGCCGCGCCGCGCCGCGCCGCGCCGCACCGCAGAGCCCUCCCGGGCCAGCCGGCUGGGAGCGGGGCGCCGUCCGAGAGGCAGCGGCCCCUGAGCACGGGGUCUGGCCGGGAGUGCGCCCGGCUACAGAGAGGGGGCGUGCGGGGCUCCGCCAGCCCGCCCGCAGCCCGCGCCCGACUUGGGCGCCCCCUCCGUCCCACUCCGGGAGCGAUGCCCCCCGCCCCUCGCGCCCCCCGGGAACGACGCGAGCAUGGAGAAGUCGAGUAGCGAGGAUUCUUCGAUCCACCGGAGUCCAUCUUUGGACAGCAAGGACUCGGACUUUGCCAAACCGUCCACCUCGGGCCGCCCGUUCGGCCGCGGCUUCACGGCCGGCGCCUUCUACGGCACCGCGGGCUCCAGGGGCCAGAGCCGCGCCGAGGCUGGCGUUAAGACUGACAAGUACUAUGCACCCAAAGGCAGCAAGUACGUGGUGUUUUACCUGGACCUGUCCUUUGUUUUUCUUCUAGAAUUUAAGAAGUGCAACAUGGCCAGGGGCUGCCUCUGCUGCUUGAAGUACAUGAUGUUCCUCUUCAAUUUGAUAUUCUGGCUCUGUGGCUGUGGGCUGCUUGGAGUGGGCAUUUGGCUAUCCGUGUCCCAAGGCAACUUUGCCACCUUCUCCCCCAGCUUCCCCUCGCUGUCGGCAGCCAACCUGGUCAUCGCCAUAGGCACCAUGGUCAUGGUGACAGGCUUCCUUGGCUGCUUGGGGGCCAUCAAGGAAAACAAGUGCCUCCUCCUCAGUUUUUUCAUCGUCCUGUUGAUCAUCCUCCUGGCAGAGCUGAUCUUGCUCAUCCUCUUCUUCGUCUACAUGGACAAGGUAAAUGAGAACGCCAAGAACGACCUGAGAGAAGGCCUCUUCCUGUACAACACGGAGAACAACGUGGGGCUUAAGAAUGCCUGGAAUAUCAUCCAGGCUGAGAUGCGCUGCUGCGGCGUCACCAACUACACGGACUGGUACCAGGUGCUGGGGGAGAACACAGUGCCCGACCGCUGCUGCAUGGAGAACUCCCAGGGCUGCGGGCGCAACGCCACCACCCCGCUGUGGAGAACGGGCUGCUAUGAGAAGGUGAAGACGUGGUUUGAUGACAAUAAGCACGUGCUUGGCAUGGUGGGGAUGUGCAUCCUUAUCAUGCAGAUUCUGGGCAUGGCCUUCUCCAUGACCCUCUUCCAGCAUAUCAACCGGACUGGUAAAAAGUACGACGCCUGAGUGGGCUGGCCGGGAGCUCCCCGGCCCCCAUGCCGACAUUGCGCCAGGGAAGAAGAUUUGAGCUUUGUGUUGCCUGCUCGCGCUCUCCAGACUGCUGACCCCUGCACCCGGCCCCCCAGCCCACCCUCCCCCAGCCCGCCCAGCCUCAGCCGCCUUGGUGGGUGGAAGGCCGGGGAGGAGGAGGCAUGGAGGAGCACAGAGACCUUGGGUGCUGGGGGCGCCUGGGUUCCUGCAUCUGUGUAUUUGCCAAAGAAGACGGGGGAGCCGGGUUCAUGCCCCAGGAGCCCCCCAGCACUGAUGCGUUUCUGCCCCUGCCCUUCCUCACCCUGACACUUUGUCCCCACGUGGGUGGGGCGCAGGGUGCUCCCUCCUGGUCAAGAGACUGUCCGCGGAGCCACAGGUGUCCAUGCCCCCCCCACCCCCCAGUGGGAGAGCUGGCGGGGGCCGGGGUCUGACUGCCUCUGGGCAAGGCCCCCCGGGAGCAUCUUGCCCAGGCUUUUUAUACCUUACAGUGUAACUUUUUUUUAAUUUUAUUUUACUCUGAUUAUGAUUAUUCAGGAAUAUUAUCUUUCAGAUAAGUUUAGGGUUAGCUUUCUGAUUUAUAACUUUUUACCGCGUUGAUUUCUGUAAUGGUUUGAUUUUUUUUUUUUUUUUCCUGAGGGUGAGGGACAGGUAGAGAGAGAGAGAGGAUGUCCGUCAGGUCUCAGUCAGGACAGACCACUGUGCGCCGCUCAGGAGCCUCCAGGAAGAUGUGCCAGGCCCGUGCUCAGGAUGCACCGAGCGGGAGGGAGAGCGGGCCAGGGUGUGGGGGGCCGGCAUCUGUGGUACAGGAGCCUGGGCGAGGCGAGUGCAGCGGAAGGCACGGAGAACCGUGGGGAGGGGCACCCUGCCGGGAGCCAGCUGUUUGCUGAUCCUGGCUCCAGCGGCCGGAGUGGUGGGGGGCCCGUGGGGGUUCAGUGAAGUGCUUUGCCAGGAAUGCGGCCAGGGCUGGUGUGGGUCCUUAUACUUCACCGCUGAGCAGUCUGUCUUUUUCCCGUCCGUCCUUCCUCCUGCCCUCUGCUGGCACUGGAGGGGGCUCCCCCUUCUGCCCCAUGCGGGCGUGUUCCCGCAACAGGUUCUGCAAACCCGUUACUUUCACAGACAUUCCUGCUAGAAACUCUCGGACAAAUACCUCUUUAGUUCAGAUGCUGCUCACUUUCUCACAUUGCUUCUGGAAGGGGAAGCAUUCCUUACGUUUUGAUGCUCAGUUGGUGGUGGAGAGGCCCCGUGAGGGGGGGGGGGGGGGGGGGGGGAAGGUGGACCUGGUGCCCGUGAUCAUUCCAGCCGCUUUCACUGGGCUGCACAUUCCCUGCUGAGAGGGAGGGGAAGAUGACCAGGGGGUCCCGCAUCCCCUUCCUCAGGGUUCACUGACGGUGGGGUGGUGGCAGGUGUGUCCUCCAUGGCCCCGAGGAGAAGACGAGGUGCUCAGACUGGAUCUUGCUAAGCAGCCCCAGGAAGAAGCAGCUGAGUCCCCAUGUAGGAGGCGAACAGGCGGGGUGGGGUAUCUGACCGCAGCAGGCGGCCCUCAGGGCUGACGCUGGUCUGAGUAAGUGUUUUUGCAGUUAAAAAAAUAAAGUCAAGAAUUUACGGGACUGAGCUUGCAAAGGCUUUCCACUGGCGGGCUCCGAUCUGGUGCACCUCCCCGACCCGGCCUCAUGUGGGGCAGCUGCCUUUUUCCUGCACCGUUUGGCUGGGUACCUUGAUUUCCCACCAGGCCAUGUCUCCCAUCCGGCCUCCACUUUUCUCCAAAAGCUGAGACCGGGCCACCCAGCCAGCACCUCCUGCGCCCGCCUAAGUCAAACACAGACGGGACCAGGAGAAUGGGACUUUCGGUGUUCAGGACUCACGAUUUGGGGCAGUGAGGACCGGAGAGUAGGGUGGUCUCAGUGAGUCAGGCAGAGUAAGGCCACCCUCCUACGACAGAAGUGGAGGUGCCCAUGGCAAAGCUGGGAAGGUGGGUCCUUGGGUAGACGAAGGGGCCAGUAUAUGCCUGAGCAGAACUGCCUUCCUGGGUCCUCUGGUGCCAUCUUCCCAGCGGGGGCUUCAGCUGCCUCCCUGGGGACACCCAGCUGCAGAGCACAGAGCUGUCAUGCUACCGCGUCACUGCAGAGAGGCACUCAGCUAACAUGCGCUGGAGUCACACAGUGGGACUGAGUGUAAAAUGACCUUGGGGCGGGGGGAAUGGGGCAGCCUUGUUCAUGCCUAUCAAUGCAAUUUCAGUUUUCAAAUCAGCAAAAGCCCAACACCUUGGCGGGGGGUGUAGCGUCCCUGGCAGUCUUGUGUCUGGAGCCGCCUCCCCCGCAGCCCCCCUCUCCCCACCGGUGCCCCCUCACCUGUCUGUUCAUGGAGGCUUGUCCGCAGCCCCUCAGACCGCCUUCCUGCCUCACCCUGUGCUUGGCCGCUUAGGCAUUCGCUCACGUCUCCCCCGGGGUGAGGCACAAGGAGUGAGGGUGCUCUUCCAGCCCCCCCCCCCGCCCUUCCUGCAGGGUGGAUCCCACCCACGGAAGGUCAUGCCACACGGUGUCUGUGGCAGCCCAGUGUCCUCGUUUCUCCCGGUUCUGAUCACACCGGGGCAGCACUAACUGGAUACGCUCCCUCCCGUGUGGCUUCCCUGGGCACAGAGUCCAUUUGGUCAGGCCUGAUGCAGCUUCCAGAUGUGACUUAGAAGGUCGGAUUCUGUAGACAGCUUCAAGGGAGCGCCGGCCAAGACCUGGCCUUUCCCUGCAGCCAUCCUGCAGAGCUGGUGGGCCCGCAGGGACCGAGAACCACCUUUGGGGGGCUGCGGCAGGUGUCAAGGGACAAGUCUGCACCCCAGGCCCCCCGCUGGAGCACUGUCACCCCCUCCCCCCACCAGCAUGGGCCAGCACCUUGGGCUCUCACUCCAGAAAGGUUGCUGUCCCACCCCAGACCCUCACACAGAUGUUCUGGUUUGACUUGGAUCCAGGUGGCCGGCGCUCCUUGCUUUGGUGGCCAAAAAGCAGUCCAAGGUGGAUGGAAAUGGCUGUCCCCUCCUUUGCAGCCCCCUGCCCACCCACACUGGUGGAGGUGCUAACUAGCAGGGACCUGGCGUAGGACGGGAGCUGGGGGCCAGGUGCCUGAGUCCCCCGUUUGACCCUCUGCCCUUCCGCGCCAGGCCCCUCGCAGUCUUGGUCUCUGCACUCGCUCCUCCACACCUCAGCGUGGUAGUAGUCCCGGUGGGUCCCAGCCUCCCUGCUCUGAACGGGCACCUGAGGGCCGGAGCCAGGGGCUCAUGGGCACACCCCACCCACCCCCGGGAGCGUGAGAGAGCAGGACAGCACGCUUGUUGGUUUUAAAUGCACUUUUCUGCUUGCGAUGCCGUAUCUGUGCGUUUCCUUCAUCCUGGUCCUGGCUUUAUCGAACACCAUGUUUUUAGCAUGUUUUUAAAUAAAAACUGAUAAUGUGUCAAAAGCA